AUUUGCCGGUACUGCUAUCAGCUCGCCUUCUCCAUAUGGGCAGAGUAUUAGUAUUGAACUCUCUGUUGAAGCCUCUAAGGCACUUAUUGCUAUAAAUAGAGAGCUGCAAUGGUCGGAACUAUACUAUCGUGGCUACUUUGAGCUGCAUAUCACUCCAAAGGAAGUUGAGGCCCAAUACUUUGGCAUGCCUACCAUUAUGACUCGCAAUCCCGGCGAGAUUUCGCUAGCCAAUUUCACAGUCAAGAGCGGUGACAAUCAUCUUUAUCGGGGUGUCAGUGGCGUUGCAGGAGGCGUGGUGGUGAAUGGGGCUCUUAAAAGUGGCCAGACUAUCCAGAUUCCAGACCAACAUCACGAACAGCACCGAUACUAGGCUGUGGUUCAUCAGCCGUGAUGACCAAGAAGACCUCUAGUGCUGAUUUUCCGACUUUGCGUAUGUCGGAUGACUUGGG
Paecilomyces variotii is the source of this 449-nucleotide messenger RNA. RefSeq lists its product as hypothetical. Bases 185 to 370 code for a protein of 61 amino acids. The transcript has a single exon. The record is from RefSeq and is a predicted model, not a curated record. Lineage: Eukaryota; Fungi; Ascomycota; Eurotiomycetes; Eurotiales; Thermoascaceae.